This is a messenger RNA of Chinchilla lanigera (long-tailed chinchilla), 986 nucleotides long. It is a transcript of the gene Selenof, whose product is annotated as 15 kDa selenoprotein. The record is from RefSeq and is a predicted model, not a curated record. The transcript has 5 exons. Gene Ontology annotation, molecular function: oxidoreductase activity. NCBI's taxonomy places the organism in Eukaryota, Metazoa, Chordata, Mammalia, Rodentia, Chinchillidae. Gene Ontology annotation, cellular component: endoplasmic reticulum lumen.
CAGAAAUGGGGAGUUUAGGAAAGUGCCUGACUUAGGAAAUUGAAAUCACCUGGACACCGUCGUUACCUUGAUCAUCUUUAAACUUCCAUACCCCCUUAGUUAAUGCUCAUCUUCUCAGAAUAAGGAAUUUGAUAGCAAUGUCCUUUAGUGGCCAGUAUCGGAUCAGGCUCUGGAGUGGACGCCCCCGGCGGAGGGGUCCUCUGGUCGGCCAGAGAUUUACGGCAGCGGUUAGAGAUGGCGGCUGGACCAGGGGGCUGGGUUGCGCCGGCGUUUGGCCUGCGGUUGCUGUUAGCGACUCUGCUUCACGCGGUGUCUGCCUUCAAGGCAGAGUUUUCAUCAGAAGCAUGCAGAGAAUUAGGCUUCUCUAGCAACUUGCUCUGCAGCUCUUGUGAUCUUCUUGGACAGUUCAACCUACUUCAGCUGGAUCCUGAUUGCAGAGGAUGCUGUCAGGAAGAAGCACAAUUUGAAACCAAAAAGCUAUAUGCAGGAGCUAUUCUUGAAGUCUGUGGAUGAAAAUUGGGGAGGUUCCCUCAAGUCCAAGCUUUCGUCAGAAGUGAUAAGCCCAAACUAUUCAGAGGACUGCAGAUCAAGUACGUUCGUGGUUCAGACCCUGUGCUAAAGCUUUUGGACGAUAAUGGGAACAUUGCCGAAGAGCUAAGCAUCCUGAAAUGGAACACAGACAGUGUAGAAGAAUUCCUGAGUGAAAAGUUGGAACGCAUAUAAAUCUUGCUUACAUUUUGUCCUGUCUUUUUGUUAUCAAAUGAAAUAUUGCAGCACCUAGAAAAGAAUUUACUCUUGCUUGCUUCCAUUAUUUUACAGCGGGGCAUUAAACAUAACUAAAAGUUAAAGUGGCAGUACAGUCCAUGACAUCUAAGGAGCUAACACAAUUAACAAAACUCGUAUUUUAAUAAAUUUCUGUUAUGCAUUUGUUGAUACCACUAACAGAAGUGCUUUGUAACAGUUUUGUGGUUAAUUAUGCAAAUGAU